AUGUUUGCUCGUGGACAAGAUAAAGUCGAUGGAAAGUGCCAUUUUGAGUCGAUUGAGCAGGACUUCGUCACGAGUGUCGUCUGGCGCAUUCAAGCAAUAUAUUUCUCGGACUUUGUGUUUGAGAUGCAGAUUUUCUUCUACAUCUUUUUGCUUUGCAUCUAUCUAAUCGAUGUGAACGCGGAGCAAACGAUAGAAUCUGAUUUUCCGCGACCUCCUCGUCUCGAUGUAUUUCAUUCAGAACAAAAAGCAAAGGACUAUAUCCAUUAUAUAAGAAAGAGAAGCAGUGGCGAGCUUCCAAUGAAACGGAUCAUUGAUUGAGUUUUUGCUGUUUGUACAUGUAAUCUUUGGAGUCGUGUUGAUAAACAAAUUUUACAAGCUUUUUUACGCGAUUAAAUUCCACUGAAAUCAAACUUGUUGAAGUGUGCUGUUCCCUUAUUCGUAACAUAAACACUAAGCUUGCUUACUCUUUAGAAAAAUACUCAUGUGUGUUUGAAGUUCGAAGAAAGGUCUUUAUUUUUU
Molecule: messenger RNA, 519 nt
Organism: Cylicocyclus nassatus
Lineage: Eukaryota; Metazoa; Nematoda; Chromadorea; Rhabditida; Strongylidae
Source: the annotation of a GenBank genome assembly